GUGGGUGGGAGUUUCUCUUGUUUCUUUCUGUUGGAGGAGAAAAAAAAACAGCAGCAUCCUCAUCAGCAGCAGACGCUAGCGAACAGGAAGCGCCCUGAGGUAUGAUUGAGAGCUGAUGGCGCACUCUGAGCUGUUUGAAGCGAGAGCAGCCCCGGUGGAGGGGAGGCCCGUGGAGCUGGAUGCUCUGAGCUUUUUGGACUCGUUUGAAGACGCAAACAGCACGGCUGAGAGAUGCUACCGCUCACACUCCCGCAGCAGCGUCCUCCAGGGGCUGCCAUUUGGAGGGGUACCAACCGUCCUUGCCAUCAAUGUUGUGAUCUGGCUGUUCCUGUUGCUCAUCUUCUCCUGUCUGAGGAAAGCUGCGUGGGACUACGGCCGCCUGGCUCUGUUGAUGGACAACGACAGUCUCACCUCGCUGUUUUAUGGAGAACCGAGUGAGAAAGAGAAGUCUCCCUCAGAGACCAGCCCCUCCGACUCUGAGACGAAGGACAUGGGCUUCUGCUCAUGGCUCUCAUCUCUUUACCAUAUGAAGGAUGAAGAGAUCCGUAGCAAAUGUGGUAUCGAUGCCGUAACAUACCUGUCCUUCCAACGCCACAUCAUCCUGCUCAUGACGGUGGUUUGCCUGCUGUCUUUGGCCGUAAUCCUGCCGGUCAACUUUUCCGGGAACCUCUUGGAAGACAGUCCUGAAAACUUUGGAAGAACAACACUGGCUAAUGUUAACGCAAAGGACAGCUUUCUGUGGCUCCACAGCGUCUUUGCUCUGGUCUACUUCAUCAUCACCGUGCUGUGUAUGGCUCACCACUCCAUACGGCUGGAGUACAGAGAGGAUGAGAAGGUAGCCAGGACACUGAUGUUAACCUCCAUACCAAGAGAGAUAUCUGACCCAGGACUCAUCACAAAGCACUUCCAUGAGGCCUACCCCAGCUGUACUGUCACUGAUAUCCGUUUCUGCUUUGAUGUCCACAAGCUGAUGAGGCUGGACUUAGAGAGACGCAAGGCGAUGAAAGGAAGGCUGUAUUUUGCCUCAAAGGCACAGAAGGAAGGGAAGAUCAUGAUCAAGACACAUCCAUGUGCUCAGAUUUUCUGCUGCGACAUCUGUGGCUUUGAAAAAGUGGAUGCAGAACAGUACUACAGCGAGUUAGAGGAGAAGCGAACAGAUGAGUUUAACGCUGAGAAGAACCGCAUCACCAUGAAGAGGCUGGGCAUCGCCUUUGUGACUUUCCGUGAUGAGAGGAUGACCGCUGUCAUUGUGAAGGAUUACAGUCGAGUGCACUGCCGACAAAAACCCCAGCAGUCCAGCAUUACCACUGUGGUGCAGUCACACAAAUGGGGGGUCGGCUACGCACCUGCUCCCAGUGACAUCAUCUGGGAGAACCUGUCAGUGUGCGGCUCUCGCUGGUGGCUCCGCUGCGUCCUCCUCAACAUCCUCCUCUUCCUGCUGCUCUUCUUCCUUACCACUCCGGCCAUCAUCGUCAACACCAUGGACAAGUUCAACGUCACCAAGCCUGUGGAGAGUCUACGGAGCCCAGUCAUUACCCAGUUCUUCCCGACGCUCCUGCUGUGGGCGUUUUCAGUACUCCUGCCCUUCAUCGUCUACUACUCAGCCUUCUUUGAGUCCCACUGGACCAGGUCUGGGGAGAACCAAGUUACAAUGCACAAGUGUUUUUUACUGCUGGUCUUCAUGGUCAUCAUCCUGCCUUCGCUUGGUUUGUCCAGUCUGGAUCUGUUUUUCACAUGGCUCUUCGAUGUGAACUUCCUGGAUGACAAGGAAAACAAAUUCCAGUGUGUGUUUCUCCCCGACAAUGGUGCAUUCUUUGUAAACUACGUGAUCACAUCCAGUCUUAUCGGCACAGCUAUGGAACUGCUUCGUAUCCCAGGGCUGACAGUAUACGCCCUCCGCCUUUGCUUUGCAAAGUCCCAGGCUGAGCGCAUUCAUGUCAAACGGAGUCAGGCCUAUGAGUUCCAGUUUGGCCUAGAGUACGCCUGGACCAUGUGUAUAUUUGCAGUCAGUAUGACCUACAGCAUCGUGUGUCCCAUCAUUACACCCUUUGGUCUGGUCUAUGUGAUCCUAAAGCACAUGGUUGACCGAUACAACAUCUACUAUGCAUAUGUCCCCACCAAACUCAACCAGCGGAUCCACAGAGCAGCCAUCAGCCAGGUCAUCGUGGCUCCAAUCUUCUGCAUGUGCUGGCUGCUCUUCUUCUCUGUGCUCCGAUUAGGUCCAGUGCAUCCCAUCACCCUCUUCACCUUCGUGUCCCUGCUCUCCUCCAUCGCCUUCUCCCUCUUCCGCUUGUGCCUUAGGAAGCAACCAGACAAAUCAACAAGCUACCAGAUGUCUGACCAGCCAGUAGAGGGGACGUUCACUGAUGCAGACAGGAGUACAGUAACAUCCACCACGGCCUCCAACCUGUUUGUGGCGUCCGUGCUGCUGGAGCCAGAGCUGGCUUUGACCCCCAUGCCCUCUCCAGCCCACCACAGCUACGGUGCCAUGGCCAGUUCACAGAGUUCAGGCCACUGCCCCGCGGAGGGAGAGGAGAGCGAAGAAGACCACACCCAGACCCAUGAAACUGAACUCCAAGACCCUCCAGAACCCUACUGCUCCAGCCCGCUCAUGGACAGCCCAGUUGGCUAUCACUAACACCAAAUUCUCCAAAGCUCAUUCAACCUAUCCUUCGCUAAGGAACACAAAUUGUUAAAGGCCGCGCUGCUGCAUUUUCACGACUGACCUCAGAGUCCAACUAUAAGCUGCCUCGAACCCUGAGACUAGGAGAAAGGAUGAGGAGCAUGAAGAGGACAGAUGCUCGGGAAUAUGAGAGCAGGAUCUGGGCAAACAAAACCAGAAAAGCAUAGUCAGUGGUUUGCAAAAAAUCUCCUGAACCUGUACACUAACUUCAACCUUGAGAGGUUUCAUCCACCUAAAUGCACAGAUUAUUUAAGUUUACCUGCUGGAUGCUCAUGACAGGGAACCCCUCCUCUUCUAAGGCUUAAUUUGCUGGUUACAAAGGCUCAAACUAAUCAAAGUGACUGGAGAAGAAGCUCCUUUUGGUUGCCAUCACAGAUAUUCUGUCCAUGCGGUGCCACUUGGACAUGAGUGGAGGUGAAAGUUCCCAUCAGAGUGGGUGGUGUGAGCAGGCCCGACCUGGCAGACUGACACAGUGGUCUGGACACGGGUGAUAUCUGGUUCCUCGGCGGCAGAGCUUGAGGCUGAGGGUGAGGGUAGCUAGUUGUGAAGCCAUCUGCAGUGAGAGAGCAGACAGACGGGAGGAGGGCCGAAUGUAACUCAGAGAUGUACUAUGAUAUAUGUACUCUCUCUCUCCGAGGAGGCAAGCAGCUUGACUGGACCUGCAGCUUGUUGUAACCAUUAUUGUUAACAAUUUGAGGUCGCUAUUUUUGCUACAGUAUCUUUUGGUGUCAUUGAUAUUGUGCAGUCAUAAAUUACAGAGCUAUCCCAUUUUAAUCAGAGUGCUCUCUUAUUCGCUGUUUUGACUGUGUAUGUGAUCCAACACCCGUUAUGUAUAUUUCUUUUAUAGGAAUAGUUUAAAAUGUGCGAGCAGCAGUUUGUUUUCUUGCUGAGAGCUGGAUCAGAAGAAUAAUAUGAAUUUCAUUCUCUACAGUAAAUAUGAAGCUACAGCAAGCAGACACUUUGAACCAUUGACUUUACAUUAACAUAAACAGCACCUAGCAUUGUGAAAUGUGAAGCUUAAUUACAGCCUUGAUGGGCGCUGACAUAUUGUGCUGGGGGAGUAAAGGCAUGCCCAGAAGCAAUCUGGCUAGACUUUCAUCACACCCUUUUUCCGCUUACCAAAACAGGCACUUAACUUAAAGAUAUAACGUCAGAGAUCCCUCAGGUUGGUACAAUAUAGAACAGAUUCUCGUGUUGGUUUGAAGCGGAUACUCGCAUUCAUGGAAAGUUCAAAGACUCUUGUGUUAAUGUUCAUUAAGUUUUCUGUUGCUGUUCCUCCUCUACUCUGCAAAUUUAGUAAAAAACACUACAGGAGCUAUCAAUCCUUAAUGUUUUAAAAUCAAAUAACUUAAAACAAACUUCCCUUAAAAAUGAACACUUCGGUACAAAUUAGCAUGAUAAAAACUAGCACAACGAAAAGCAUGUUUGAGAAAAAUGUAUUCUACAUGUAUUUACAUUUUCCAGUUUUACUCAUGUUCCAUAUGUUGUAAUGGAGGAGGCUGGCUUUAAGUCCUACUCUGCAGGCAGUCACCAGGAUGAGCUCUGAAAGUUUUGGCUCUAGAUAGCUGUAGCUCUGUCCAUCCUUUCAUACAGUCUAUGCUUUAAACAGGUUGAAACAAGUUUAACACGCAGCUCCAAGCCAGAGACAGAAUUAAGUAAUUAACCCUUGUGAAAAUGCAGUUUGGUUUUACAUUCUGGAUCUAAUGAGCUUUCAAGUUACUCUAUGAUGUCUUGUGUUAACUUUAGAGAGAGCUGAGCUAACUGAAGUUAUACAGUUAAGCCAUCUUUACAGUGUCUAAUAUUUAGCAGGCGAUGCAACCAUGAUAUCAGUCUUCAAAUCUAACUCUCAGCAACAAAAUAUGCAUUUCCUUUCCACAAUUUAGCACUCUAUAUAGUUCAAUGAAAAUGUUUGAAGCACACCCAAAUACCUGAGGUCUUUUUCCUCUUUUUGCAAGACAACAGUAUGGGAAUCCUUAUUUUUCAUUUUUGAAAAUGAGAAACUAGAAGUUGAUGUUUUUCAUUUAUUGUUCAUUUGUUAGAAAACAGAAAGUAUGAUUUAUUUCCAUAAAGGCUUGUAAUUUUUUUUAUAGUGUGUCAUUAUUGUUGGUGAAACAGUUCUGAGCUUAGAUUAUGUUUCUAUCAGGUUUCAAAUAUUUAUACAGACAGUAAGCACUACAACUCUGUACCAUGAAUUCAGUUGCAUUAACCUGUGUGUGUCACUCACUGCAUGUAGAAGACUGUAUGUUGUAUAACUGAGUUAUGCAUUCAUCUCCUUAACCUUGAGGUCACACAUACUAAUCUUGUGUUCAAGUAAGUGUGUAUGUUUGGAUUUAUGUAUUUUGGGUCGUUGUUUGUUUCCCUUGUGGUAAGAUGAAAGUUUAUUCCCAUGAAUCUGAAUGUAACCUGAUUGUAGUUCAUCAUUCAUGUCUCUCGCUGUGCCUUGAACAAAACACUCCCUUAUGUGAGACAAUCCAGCAUGGCCUGACAUAUGCUGCAUGGACUGUAGAGCGGGAAAGAGAUGAAAACACAACAAUAACAAACACUGAAAAACUAAAGUGAGUAUUUAUUUAUUUAUAGACCAUUCUGACAGCCUCUUAGUAAAGCAAUGCACUCCUACCAAACAGUCAUCACGCACUGGAGCUUUCUACCAUAUCACAUAGUCUUCAUGAGGGGAUGUUUUUUUGUUAUUGUUAUUGAUCUGUAGAUGUUCAAACUGUCUACUACUAUUUGCAUGUUGAUGAGUGCUCUUCAUAUCAUUUUCUUGACCGUGGCAACAUAAACAAUGAGAAUAAGAUUUCAGCUCAAGAAUCACUUACUUGCUUGUUCUAGAAACAUGGACACCACGUAGUCCCUAAAACUCUAGUUUGGACAUUUCAAUACCAGGCAAGCAGGCUGACAGCAUCCACUGAUGGAGACCAUUUGAUGUGACCAAAAGCUCAAAAAAGCAAGCAAGUGGACCUUGAGUCAUUUUUUUAACAAUCAAGAAUAAGUAUAUACUGAUCCCACUGGAGGCAGGGUUUAUGACCUAUACUGCAGACAGUCAGCAGGGGGAGCUCUAAAUCUUUUAGCUUCACAGUCAGUGAACACAUAUAACGUCCAUUUUAAUAUACAGAUUAUAAUCCACCCCAUGGAUCAGACCUUUUGUCAUUGAUAUCUGAUGUAGCUUUUUGAGUCAGUAUCUGACCGAUACACAACACCAGGAUCAGUGCAUGCCUAUUCAAGGACUUUCAAGUUUAACUCUAAGCUAUCUGAGUGAGUCUUUACGUCUCCAAAAUUCUGCAGCUUUUUCUAAUGUUUUUUAUUGUGGCCUUGUUGGUGCCUUGUUGUACACUUCAAUCAUGUUUUUUUUAGUUCUUAGCUGCUGUGUUCUUCUCUCAUACACAUCAUAAAAGUUGUAUGGCAAAGGUCUUUGUACACUGUAAAAAAUAUUUGGAGGGUUGUUUUAGGGUAUUUUCCUUUGUCUAUGAUUUUUUGUAAUGACAUGUUUGAUAAUUAGUGAAAGGACUACAUUCAUGUGUGUUGAAAAGGGUUUAUUAUAGUUUGAAUUAUUAACUUUCCCAGUUGUACUUUUAUAAAAUUGAUGGGGAAUUAUUCCAUUAAAUGUAAUGUACUUGCUCCCUUUUACAAGGAACCUAAUUCCAUUUCCUUGAGCCGUGUAAAACAGAUGGAAGCUGGCAGCAGAGAGAGUAUGAAGCGGUCAGUUCAGAGAAAUCAGAAAUAACAUAUAUUUGGAAAAAAACAUCAAAGAGCAACUCAGAAUUUCUGACUCUGAAGUGCCAGCAUAUCCUGUGGUUUUCUUGCCAAAGCUUGUUUCAAAGAUCAUUUAACACUCUUUCCUUUGAAACAUACCAAAUAAUAAUUAUUAGGAUAUUUUUGGCCAUGCAAAGAUGGAUUGUCCAUUUUAACGCUCAACUAGUUUUAUUGUAUCCUGUUUUGUCUAUUCAUAGUCAGUCGGCUUGACCCGCUGAGGUUUAUUUGCUGGCACAUUAUCUUUCCAGACAUGUCCCCUGUUUUAUGCUCUCAGUCAUAAAUUGUGUAUCAUGAGUAGCCCUCUCGAUUUCAAGUAUGGCCAGCCUGCUGUAAAUGUAGGUUGUUUGAUCUCCAAGAAGAAGGCUGAGGUUGGGGGAUGGACUGUGUUUCAGAUUAAUCUCUGUCAGGCUAACAAGUUCUCAUCUGUCAAAAGUGAAGUGCUGUGAUCUGAAAUUAAAACCAAUUCAGCCCAAUCCUC
Molecule: messenger RNA, 6911 nt
Organism: Notolabrus celidotus (New Zealand spotty)
Lineage: Eukaryota; Metazoa; Chordata; Actinopteri; Labriformes; Labridae
Gene: tmem63c
Product: transmembrane protein 63C
Exons: 23
Coding region: 116-2638 (840 amino acids)
Cellular component (GO): plasma membrane
Molecular function (GO): calcium-activated cation channel activity
Source: RefSeq, a predicted model, not a curated record